UACUCCCUGUCACGUCCUGAGACUCAGGCUAUGGCAGAGUACAUUCAGGAGAACUUGGCUAAGGGAUUUAUCAGACCCUCACAGUCCCCAGUUGGGUCGGGGUUCUUUUUCGUGGGUAAAAAGGACGGUUCGUUGCGACCCUGCAUCGACUUCAGGGAAUUGAACCGUAUCACGAUUAAAAACUCGUACCCACUGCCUCUCAUUUCGGUUUUGUUUGACCAGCUUCGUACUGCCACCAUUUUUUCUAAGAUUGACCUACGCGGUGCUUACAAUCUAAUCCGAAUAAGAGAGGGGGAUGAAUGGAAGACUGCCUUUAAUACCCACUCAGGGCAUUAUGAAUAUUUGGUGAUGCCUUUUGGGCUCUCUAAUGCCCCGGCAGUCUUCCAGGAAUUCAUGAACGAUGUGCUCAGGGAAUAUUUGGAUAGAUUCUUAGUUGUUUAUCUAGAUGACAUCCUAAUCUUCUCUCAUUCCCUGGAGGAACAUCGGAAGCAUGUACGCUUAGUCCUCCAGAAACUCAGAGACCACCAGCUUGGGGCGAAGCUGGAGAAGUGCGAGUUUGAAGUCCAGCAAAUCGCAUUUCUAGGGUAUAUUAUCUCCUCAGAAGGUUUCCAAAUGGAGGGUUCUAAGGUACAGGCAGUCCUGGAUUGGGUGCAGCCCACUAGUUUGAAGGCGCUUCAGCGUUUUCUGGGCUUUGCAAAUUUUUAUAGACGGUUUAUCGCUGGAUUUUCGUCUAUAGUGGCCCCCUUGGUGGCACUCACUAAGAAAGGGGCGGAUGUUGCUCACUGGUCUUGUGAGGCCAAAGCGGCCUUUGCCCGUCUCAAAAGGGCAUUUGUCUCGGCCAAGGUGCUGCGACACCCAGAUCCAGAGCGUCCUUUUGUGGUAGAAGUGGAUGCCUCUGAGAUAGGUAUUGGGGCAGUGCUCUCUCAGAUGGGGGUGUCUGAUAAUCGCCUUCAUCCCUGUGCUUACUUUUCCCGUAAAUUUUCGUCUGCCGAAAUGAAUUAUGAUGUGGGUAACCGGGAAUUGUUGGCUAUAAAGGAUGCACUCGGGGAGUGGAGACACUGGCUUGAGGGGGCUAAGUUUGUGGUCUCAAUUCUCACCGACCAUAAGCCGGUUGUACAAGAUCAAAAGGUCUGUCUGAAAGAUACUACGGCCUUCUUGUUACAAUUGGAGAAGCUGUCACCGCUGCCGGAGAACUACCUGAUGUGCACCAUAGAUGUGAUCAGCUUAUAUACCAACAUCCCCCAUCAAAGAGGUAUUGAAGCCAUCAGACGGUGCAUCACAGGCAGUCACAAAUAUAAUGGUCCAGACAUCAAUUUCUUCAUUAAGUUACUGGAGUUAACUCUAGCACAAAAUUACUUCAUUUUCGAUGGUAGAUUUUUCCGGCAAUGCUCGGGGUGCGCGAUGGGGUCUUGCGUGGCCCCGAGCUUUGCAAACAUCUUUAUGCGAGAAGUGGAAAAUGACCUCUUUCUAACUAAUCCUAAUGUAGCGGGUAGUAUUAAAGCAUACUUCCGCUACAUAGAUGAUAUCUUUGUAUUAUGGUCAGGAUCGCAAGAGAGUUUCCAACAGGCUAUGCUUGACAUCAACCGGUUGGAUGACUCCAUAAAAUUCACAUAUUCUACCAGCUAUGAAGAAAUACACUAUCUAGAUGUGGCUAUCAAACAAGAUCAUCUGCACCACUUGCACACCUCUUUAUUUGUCAAAGAAACAGACAUAAAUACCACGCUGCAUGCUAACAGUCACCACCCGCCGACCCUUAAAUGGGGAUUGCCAUAUUCCCAAUACAUGAGGAUCAGGCGUAUCUGCAGUGAUCAAGCUGAGACCAUUAAACAGAUGGACAUCAUGACACGAAAAUUCAUAGAAAGAGGUUAUAAACUAAAACAUCUAAGGGAAGCCAAAAGCAGGGCUUUGAAGCAUGAUAGAAUAAGCUUAUUAAACAAAACCCAAAAUACAAGAAAGCCGGACUUCAUAGUUUGGACUCAAGAUUUUUCCACCACCAGUAUGAGUACCAUGCAGAAGGCCAAACAAAUUUGGCCUAUCAUCACCCAAGACAAACAAUUACAGUCUAUCAAAGGAGUGAAGAUUUUACCCUCUUAUCGAAGAGGAAGAAACAUCAAAGGUUGGGUGGUACAUAAUGACGUUUCUAAUCUUAAAGUAUCACCGCCUGGCCAUUUCUUGACAAGGAAGCCAGAUGGUCUUGAUAAAAGGGCAGCAGCCCUGAAACGUUGA
Pseudophryne corroboree (corroboree frog) is the source of this 2226-nucleotide messenger RNA. RefSeq lists its product as uncharacterized. The record is from RefSeq and is a predicted model, not a curated record. The transcript has 3 exons. The annotation marks the transcript as partial. Lineage: Eukaryota; Metazoa; Chordata; Amphibia; Anura; Myobatrachidae.